Molecule: messenger RNA, 880 nt
Organism: Tilletiopsis washingtonensis
Lineage: Eukaryota; Fungi; Basidiomycota; Exobasidiomycetes; Entylomatales
Product: cytochrome b5
Exons: 5
Coding region: 22-702 (226 amino acids)
Cellular component (GO): endomembrane system; membrane
Source: RefSeq, a predicted model, not a curated record
CCUCCUCGACACCUCAUCAGCAUGUCCGACGCCGCCCCGCAGCUCGUUGACGACCCGUCCACGCCCGGCCGCAGCGUGCCCAAGAAGAAGGCCAACGCGCCCUUCCUGGCGCACCGCAACUCGCAGGCGGCCCGCGGCGCCGCCGAGGCCGCGCAGCAGCAGGCCGGCGCGCCACAGCGCAGCCUCGCCGCACGCAUCCUCAAGUGGAGCGUCGUGGCGCUGCUGCUCGCCAUCGCCGGCGGCCAGUUUGUCGCCGGCGAUCCGAUCUGGGGCUACCGCGGCAAGUACGUCAAGAAGCAUUACUGGUUUCCGCCGCCGCAGCGCCAGUUUACGCCGGCCGAGCUCGCUCUGUACGACGGCACGGACAAGACGCGACCGAUCUAUCUCUCGAUCAUGGGACAGGUCUACGAUGUGACCAAGGGACGGCGCAUCUACGGGCCUGGCGGGCCGUACGACUUCUUCGCGGGCCGGGACGCGAGCCGCGCGUACGUCACGGGCUGCUUCUCCAAGAAGAGCGGCCACCUGACGCACGACGUGCGUGGGCUCAAGGGCGAGGAGCUGCGUGCGCUUCUCGACUGGCGGACAUUCUUCGACAUCCACGACGACUACUUCCAGAUCGGCAAGCUGUCGCUGCCCAAGGUCGACACGUCCAAGCCGCCGCCGCCGCCGUGCGCCAGUCCGGUCGGCGCUGUGCCGGCAUGAGCGGCGUGCAGAGACGAACAAAAUGUGACCAUCGCAAUGCAUCGAACGCUGAUCAGCUCGCACACGCUGCCAGAUGCGGGGCCGGCGCGGGGUGCAGAUGCACGGAAGCGCGUGGGCACCUUGUAGCACCAGCGCCGAAGGCUGUGCCUUGCGUCUGAUCUUGCCUCGCAUGAUUGCC